Molecule: messenger RNA, 3047 nt
Organism: Pimephales promelas (fathead minnow)
Lineage: Eukaryota; Metazoa; Chordata; Actinopteri; Cypriniformes; Leuciscidae
Gene: rtn4rl2a
Product: reticulon 4 receptor-like 2 a
Cellular component (GO): plasma membrane
Molecular function (GO): protein binding
Source: RefSeq, a predicted model, not a curated record
CAGGACCCAUCAUUCGGCACUCUCUCAGUCGCUCCGACUCAGGAACCAGAGCAUCAGCGGAGAUAGCAAGGAAUCAGUGGCUAAACUCCUUAGGCUAACUCGCUCUCGGCUUUGGUUCGGAAUGGAAACAUCAACUUUUACGCGGAGCCAACGCUCCUUUGCGCACAACUUUAAGAGCGCGCUCUCGCUCUGGCUGGUGGUCUGGCUGGUCGUGGUAAAACCCGUGCCUGCGCAGAACUGCCCUCACCGGUGUGUGUGUUACCCGACCCCCAUGACUGUGAGCUGCCAGGCGCAGAACUUCACCAUUGUUCCCCACGGCAUGCCCUUAGAAUCCCAGCGCGUUUUUCUGCAGAACAACCGCAUCACUGAACUGAGAGUGGGGUCUUUUGCUUUUGGCACACAGGUUUUGUGGCUUUUCUCCAACAACAUCACCUGGAUUGAGGCUGGUGCAUUCAGCGAGCUGCGCGAUCUGGAGGAGCUCGAUCUGGGUGACAAUCCUCACCUGCACCGCCUUGAGGGCGGAGCUUUCCGUGGCCUGGAGAAGCUUCAGAGCCUCCACAUGCACCGCUGCCGGCUAGCCGCCCUUCCCCAUGACAUCUUCCACAAGCUCUACAGCCUGCAGUUCCUCUACCUGCAGGAAAACCAGCUCCACUUCAUCCAGGACGAUCUCUUCUCCGACUUGAUCAACCUCAGCCAGCUCUUCCUGCACGGCAACCGCAUUCGCACUCUGUCCGAGAACGUGUUCCAUGGCCUGGUCAACCUCGAUCGCCUGCUACUGCACGACAACAGGGUCCGUCAGGUCAAUCGCCGCGCCUUCCGCGACCUGGGCCGGCUGACCAUGCUCUUUCUCUUCAACAACUCCCUGGCAGAGCUGCCCGGUCAGGCCAUGCGCGACAUCUCCUCCAUCGAGUUCUUGCGGCUGAACAACAACCCCUGGGCAUGCGGCUGCGAGGCUCGUCCCCUGUGGGAGUUCUUCAGAGGUGCCCGUCUGUCCAGCUCAGAGGUUCUGUGCGCUUCCCCAGCUCCUCGUCGUGGACAGGACCUGCGCUUCCUGAGGGAGAUGGACUUCGCCCUGUGCCCCUUACCCGACCCCGGCUCCCUCGCUGGCUCCACCACCACCACCUUCAGCACCAAGACCCGCUGGUGGUUCUCCAAGAACAAGCCCGUCAGCACCUCGAAGGGUAUCUAUGAGAAAAGCUCAGAGACCAGGGCGUACCCCUUAAAUGGAGGAAAAUCCCAACUUCCCUCUAUCACAUCUACAUCCACAAAGUACGAGCUCGGGGAGGAAGAGGCUCUGCUUCCCAAGCUUGACCCGGAAGAGUACUGGGCCAACUACGGCAAUGAAGAUGCGGGCAUCACCUCCCUCCGCUGCUUCGAGCUUGAGUGCCCUCCCGAAUUUGACUCUCUGCCACCAUCUUCCUCUUCUUCUCGCUCCUCGUCUUCUGUUCUCUUGCUACUCUCUAUGUCUGUUUUGACUGUCUGCAUCCAUCUUCUGUUUGGCUGAAUAUGUCAGAAGAACCCUCUUCCCCUUCAUUUUUUCUCCUCUCUGGAGGAGGGAAAAUCACGUUUGCUCGAUUUAACUCUUCAAUGCCUUGAUUCCUGUUUACCAUCAACCUCACCUGUAUCUUUGUUCUGUUCAGUUUGAGCCUCUAGUUCCUGGUAUCUAGAGGGCACUACACUGAUUUAGGAUACAGUGGGUCAGCAGGGAACGUUGGGCAGUACAGGGCCUUAAUGGAAAGUAAUGAAAACUGUUCACAGGGCUUGGCUAGUUAAGCAGAUACUCGGUCCUUCUUUUUUUAAGGACAAGUGUAUUCUAAGCCAUUUCUGUCACAGUCAGUGCAGACAGAGGAUAGAAAUUUCCAUCUUAUGUUUACGUACAAUAUUUGUAUGCUUUUAGACUUUUCAGCCACUCUAAGUGCUUCUAUGAUAGUUGUAAUUAUCGCCUGUGAUGUCACCAUGACACCCUCUUUCCAAUAAACGCUACAGCUCGAUUUUUUUCAGUAGUUACUGGUAACAAUAGAAUAAUGAGCAAAUCUUUUUAUUCCCCUUGGGAGUGAUCGAAUGUAAUAUUUCCUCUAUUAUAACAGAAGGGUCUCAAAACCAUUCAGGGCUUGAAAGGCACAAAGGAACGCCGUGCAGCAACAAAGCAAGAUAGACGAAGCAUACUGGAGUGAGGAGUUUGAAAGUGUUACAACACAGCUAAAUCAAGAUGAGAGAGAGAAAGCACGCGCAAGAGAAAGAGAGACAGAGAGUACGCACAAGAGAAGGCGAGAGAUUUCAUUACAUCACCAACUAGCUAUGACAGCAAUUAUCACUUGUGUAAAUAUGACAUGUUGGCAGAGGGAGCUGUAAAUAGCGCUAUGAAAGGCCUUAUGUUUGUCACUGUUCUGAAUGGCCAAGGAUGCCACUGUGAGUAAUGUCUGUGAUAUUAUUGCAAUGGUCAGUGCAUGGAAAGAUCAAUGGUACGAGAAUGUGCGAAUGUUUUUUAUUUUUGUCAAAAUACUGUUAACAUGUUAUUACUGUAAAAUACACAACCUACAUUGUUACAAGACUUUUGCUCUUUUAUUGUUCUGUUCAAAUCUGGAUAACAGCAAAUUCCAUCCUUUUUCAUUUGAAGUGUUGAUUUAAAACUAAACCAAUCAAUCAACAGCUUGCAGCUAGUCAAAAAAAAAAAAAAAGAAUUAGCAAAAUGCUAAUGCUAAAACUAAGACUGAAUCCAAGACGAGGCAGUAUAUUGAGGACACUGUGGAAAGAUGUGUUUCUUAAUGGGAAUUGACUACUUGGGCCAAAGCCAAUUGGAAUAUCAGUAAAAUGCGCUAACUGACAGAUUGGUCGGCAUUCAGAGUUAUGUCUACCAUUGGUCACUGUUGUGAUGAGAGUAGGUGCAAAAACAGACUGUUUGGGCUGCUCAUUGUGGGCAUGCUGAAGACAAUGGCUUUAUUUGCUGUUCCUCACUUAUUCCCUUUUUCAAACUGCAAUAAAGAAUCGAAAGGCUUAAGGGAGAGAGCAAGGACAAGAGGAGAGAGAAAAGGAAAAGGAGAGAAAAA